AUGGCCGAGAAACAAGACCAGCCCGCCCGCACGCCAUCGAUCGUUACACCCCGCGCUUCCGCACCGACGUUUAUCCCUACAUCUACCCAUCCAAAUUCAGGGGCUCACUGCAAGGCAAGGUUGCCAUCAUUACGGGUAUCGCGCCGUGCCAUAGGCCAAGCCCUCGCCGAGUCGUUUGCCGUGGCCGGCGCCGCGCUGGUGUUGACAUACAACCCGCACGCCGCCGCCCACCGAGCUGCGGGAGAGGCACUUGAACUCCACGGAAAGGUCGACAUCCUCGUCAACAACGCCGGCGCCAACGGGCUAGGACCACUGUACGCGCAAGACCCCCGCGACUUCAUCCACGACAUCGCCGUCAACUUCCACGGGCCAUACUACCUGAUGCGUCUGCUGCUGCCGCACUUCCGCGAGCAGCGCAGCGGUUGCGUGCUCAACAUCGCCUCGCGCGCCGGCACUGUCGCCCAUCCCGUACAGCACGACGCGAGAUGGACGUCGAAGGCCUCGACGACGUGCACUUGUACUCGCUGCACCCCAGGCGGCAUCAAGAGCGCCAUGACGCUGAAGAGUAUGGACUCCAUCUCACCCCUUAAUUCUCCCACACGCCCAACACAACCCAGCAACAACAUACAAAACCAACCCGCUAACCCUCCACCCCCUCCCCCAGAAUACGCCCAAGAAUCCGUCGCCACCCUCCCCCCGCAAGCGCACGCCUUCUUCGCCAACACGCUCGACAUCUACAACGACUCGCCCUACCUCAACGGUAUGGUGUGUGUGGCGCUGGCCACGGGACUGGGCAAGCGCGCCCUGCGCGGCAAGUACUUCGACGUCGGCCAGGACCUCGAGGACGUGCUCGCCCAGGAGGACGCCCUCUGCGCAGACCCUGAUUUGUACGGGCUGCAUACGAGCUUUUUGGGGGAGUUGACUAAUGUGGGGGUGCCGCCGGGGGGGUAUCAUGCGGAGGAGGUGAGGUUUGAGUUUCCGGGGUUUUGA
Molecule: messenger RNA, 990 nt
Organism: Chaetomium globosum CBS 148.51
Lineage: Eukaryota; Fungi; Ascomycota; Sordariomycetes; Sordariales; Chaetomiaceae
Exons: 5
Coding region: 1-990 (329 amino acids)
Source: RefSeq, a predicted model, not a curated record